Messenger RNA from Physella acuta, 1942 nucleotides. RefSeq lists its product as uncharacterized. The record is from RefSeq and is a predicted model, not a curated record. Gene Ontology annotation, cellular component: plasma membrane. Gene Ontology annotation, molecular function: G protein-coupled receptor activity. Gene Ontology annotation, biological process: positive regulation of MAPK cascade; adenylate cyclase-activating adrenergic receptor signaling pathway. NCBI's taxonomy places the organism in Eukaryota, Metazoa, Mollusca, Gastropoda, Physidae.
AAGGGGCUGAACUCGCGACAUGGACCAGUUUACCUGCCCCUGGUUGCUGGCGGCUGACACAAUGUGAAGGGCUAUAAGGGCCGCGGGGACAGUGUUGUUAGCAGUAGGAUUUCAACUACGUGCUGACGUGAACAGAGAGACGAAACAAAUCAGAUCGAUCUAGGUCCAGCCUAUUUUUGUCCAAGAAAUGAAAAGAAAAGACUGCAGGUAGGAAGAUGUCAGGUAACGUGACGACCAAUAUGACGUCAUUCUACCAGAACACCACGCUGUACGACACCUUCCUGAUGACGCACGGGCAUGUUUAUGAUUUUCAAAAGAUAGCGUGCAUUGACUGGGAUGACGUGGAAGUCGAACACUCUCUGGCGCCCCGUGCCUACACGUCAUGGAACGCCCUGAACAUUCUCCGCCUCACCCUGGCCAUGUGGAUCAUGGGCAGCCACGUGGCCAUCAUCGUUUUCGUGCUGGCCAUGCGAGGCCUGAGGUCACAGCCCAAGAAUCUGCUCAUCGUGAACGUGGCCUUGACCAAUCUCCUGAUGGGCGCUUUCGUUGUGCCGGUCAAGCUGCACUUUAUACUUAACCCGGAUGUCAUGGCGUGUGACCUUGCCAUUGGCUGGACUUUCGUCUCGGAUUACUUCCAGACAUCCGUGUCUCUGUUUGCUGUCUUCAGUCUCGUGCUGGAGCGCUUCAUCUACGUCUUCACGGAAAAGAAACAAAUCUACGUCAAGCCCUGGGCCUCAAGGCUCAUCACCGUGGUCCUGCUCGUAUCUCCCUGGCUGUUGGCCGCCAUCUUGCUGGCACCCACAUUUUACGGCGGGAUGCUGGCUAAGUCCCAUGAGGGAGACAACUGCUUGUUUAAAGUGAACGAGAACUACUUCGUGGCCGCCCAGCUGUUGUCUUUCAUCCCGGCGUCGCUGGCUGUUUUUGUGGCGGCGCCCUACACGGGUCUGCUGGACUGCCUGCGCCCCAACCGUUGUUUCUACACGCCGCUCACCCCUAAAGGCGAGUCAGUCACCGUGACGGCUUUCGUGAGCCUGUGCUCCAUCUUCGCCGAGGCGCCGUUCUGCAUAGUCCGCGUCCUACUGAUGACGAUGGAGUGUGACAACUCGGUCUGUGUGGGUCUGGUCCACGCCCUUACCAUGACGAUAUGGGUCCGCCUUUGCAAGACGGCCGUCAUGCCUUUCAUCUGGCUGGCUUACACUGACAUAAGAAACGCGAUGCUUUGUCAACUGUCUUUUGGGGACGACCCUAACGAUGAUGAAGAUGAGGAUGAGUUCGAGGAACCUGAACAGGUGGACGAUACUCAAAAGUUGCCGUUGAAGUCUAUACUGAGAAACACUGUUCCAAAAACGGAAGAAAAGACUUAGCUUGGAAAGAAAUUGAACGAUCCAUGAUUUGAGUGGGAAUAAUGAAAUUAACUCUAAGAUACAACGAUUUGUUUGCAGCGUUCGGUUAGAUGACACAGUAAUUCUAUGUUCUCUUAUAGGGCAAUAUCGAAGUUGGUGUGUAUUGAUUGUUAACUUAACCCUAGUCUAAUCCUUGCCUUGACUUUAACAGCGAUAUUUACAUUGCCCUGUUUGGGAAAAUAAUAGAACACAUCAUUUUUAGUGAGGAUUCAUUGAGGCAGAAAAAAAAACGUGCAAUUUAGAUAACGGAUUAAUAAUAUUUACUUGUACAAAAAUGUAAGCGUGUCUGCUUAAUUACUUUUUACACUAAUUAAUUAACAGUAUCUUUCAUGAAGAUGUUAACGUGUGCUUGACCUGUUUUUGUACUUUAUUUGUCACUUGUGUGCAUUUAGUCAGCAAAUGAUUUUUACUUUAAAACGUAGUCUAGAACUACUUUUUUAUAUUAGUUUUAAUUUGUUUACCUUUAAUUUUUAAAAGUGUAAAGACCGAUGAGCGUCACAGAGGGGUGUGGCUACACCGGGUGACACCCGACCUUAGUG